Messenger RNA from Colletotrichum abscissum, 462 nucleotides. RefSeq lists its product as uncharacterized. The record is from RefSeq and is a predicted model, not a curated record. The coding region runs from base 1 to 462 and encodes 153 amino acids. The transcript has a single exon. NCBI's taxonomy places the organism in Eukaryota, Fungi, Ascomycota, Sordariomycetes, Glomerellales, Glomerellaceae.
AUGUACGGCUCAUACGGUUCAUACAGCUCCAUGGGCUCCGUCUCCAUGACCGCCCCCAUCGAUAUCUCUCCCAGCAACAUGCUCGCCCACGACCGGUCGUGCGCCUUCCCUUCUUGGCCACGCCGCGAUACCCUCGCCGACUUUGACGGCGAGCCCAGAGCCACCUCUUACCUUUCCGACGAGGACCUCUUCCCCCAGGAUUUCGAGGACGACUCCCACAGCGUUUCCAGCCACGGCAGCUUCUCAUCGCCCAACUCCCGCUCUCCCCAGAUUUCCGAGGUUGAGCUUCUCCAGAUGGAACGCGAGCGCAUGGCUAUGCAGCGCGAGGCCCUUCGUUGCGUCAUGGCCGAGAAGGAACGUCGUCGCCAAGCAGCUCUCCAGCAAAAGAAGUCGCAACGCCGCGGCAGCUCCAAGAAGAGCCCCAAGAACAAGCUCGCCUCCAUGACUCCCAUCGCCGAGUGA